Molecule: messenger RNA, 2054 nt
Organism: Rhineura floridana
Lineage: Eukaryota; Metazoa; Chordata; Lepidosauria; Squamata; Rhineuridae
Gene: SPATA17
Product: spermatogenesis associated 17
Exons: 10
Coding region: 538-1617 (359 amino acids)
Biological process (GO): establishment of meiotic spindle localization; mitotic cell cycle; spindle organization
Cellular component (GO): spindle pole
Molecular function (GO): protein binding
Source: RefSeq, a predicted model, not a curated record
CUUCCUCUUCCUCCUGCCCCAUCCCUGCCCCUCACCAGCUCUUCCUGGCGGCCGGAGGUCUGCUCGGGUUGGGCUCAGCCACCCGGAACAUGUACCCGGCGCCCGCCGUCGGCCGCUCCCUGGGGAGACGGGUGCCGCUUCGCAGAGACUCGGGAAAGGUGACAGUCCACCGGGCCACUCUCGGGCUGCUGCGCUUCUCACACCUCCAUGAUGGUAUCCCGGAAGCAGCCGCGGUGCUGGAAGGAAACCGGGCCCGACCAUUACUUCCUGCCCUUGCGGGGCUGGAGAAACAUCACAGGCCGCGCGGAGAACAUUCUCCUCGCUAACACCACCUGAUCUAAUUCUUUCUUUCUUUCUUUCUUUCUUUCUUUCUUUCUUUCUUUCUUUCUUUCUUUCUUCCGUUCGGCUUAAUUCUCCUUCUGUUAAGUCUCAGGAGAAUUACUAUCACCUUCCCCCGCUGUGGCUCAUGUGGUAUGGUCCGGUUGCCAUGACGACAACGUGUACACCAUCGAUGGGAGCCGGAGGGGAGGAGGGAAGAUGGCCACUUUGGCCAGGCUGCAGAAGAGGCUGCCAGGUUUCAAGGAAGAAUAUUUCUCUAGGAACAGAUGCGUAGGUGAAUAUAGAAAAUCAGAAUAUUAUGCUGCUGUAAAAAUUCAGAGUUGGUUUCGAGGAUGCAAAGUCAGGGCAUAUAUCAGGUAUCUGAACAAAAUGAUGGUUUUUAUUCAGAAAUGUUGGCGUGGUUAUCAAGGAAGAAGAAAAUUCAGAGAAAUGAUGGAGACAGCAUAUUUUAUUAUGAAGAUGAAUUUCUACAAUGAAAUGGCUGUCAGGAUUCAAAAAAGGUGGCGAGGCUAUUAUGUCCGAAAAUAUAUCCAUAAUUAUUAUGCACUGAAGAAGUACCUGGAAGCUAUUGCUUUGAAUAAUGAGAUGGUCAGGAAAGAACUAGAAGAGUUUGCCGAGAUGAAGGAGAAAGAAGACCUGAAAAAAGCCCUCGAAAGGGAAAAAAGGAAAAAGGAUUACCUCGCCCGAAAGAUGCAUUACCUCCUUAGCACUAUGCAGAUUGCAGGUAUAUACAACUCACCCUACAGGAAAUCACCUGAUGCAAUGGAAUUGCAGUUAAAGAAAGCUAAGCCUUUGAGGCACAAAAAGAAACAAAUCCAGAAGGAUGCUGUGGAUCUCCACUGGCAAGCGUAUACAGAUUCCUUUGGCUUCCAAUCAGUGCCACCUCUUCCUCCUAUUGGGAGGCAAAAACCUCAGGGCCCCUUCCGUGAUACUAUUGAAGUGUUGCAGCAGCGCUUUAAGCCUUUGGAACCAUCUUUGCGGGUGGCAGCAUCGAACAUUUCAUUACAGCUUGCUAGAGAAAAAGUAAAACAAGAAGAAUGGAGAAACCGUUUACAUGAUGAUGUGUUUUUGCCAUUUUCUGGCCACGAACCCGAUCAGUAUGUCCCAUCAAUCCAAAGAGCAAGUAAAUAUGGUCAGUCAAGUUAUGGACUGAAACACUUCCGAGAAGAACACCCAGAGAAAUGGGUAACAAAUAAGGACUUCUUAACUGUGCUACCAUCGAUUCCUCUGUUUGGAAAGUUUGGCCAGAGCUAUUCCAGAGCUGGGACAAUAGUGUAAUUUCUCAACCUACCCAAUCUAUGAAGUUUUAAACACUUGUAAUAACGUUUUUUUGUGGAUUGUUUUGAAAAUGUGAAGCAAAAGUGUUGCUUAUUAUCACCAUGCACUACUUUAAGAUUUUUACCUGCAGACAAUCCUAAUAUGCAACCUAGUUUUGGAAUUUCUGCAAGAAUGGUUUGGAACAAUCAGCAAGUUAGACUGCAUCUGGUUGUAGCAAUUUUUGUGAAGGAUACUGGAAAACAUCCAUAGAAACAGAUCUCCAUCUUUCUUUUCCAUAUUCAGACUUUAAGUGUGUGAUAUUUCUAGUCAGUUUUCUCCAUAAACAAGCCUGGAAAUCAAAGGCAUUGGUGGAAUGAGCUUGAGAACUUGAAGAAGUAGGUCAAUUUACUUACUAAGGUAAGAGAUGUAGCCUUUAGCCUUUUUCUUCAGUGGAAUGA